AUGUCCAUAAGCUCCCCCGUAAUGCAAAAAGACUUCGAUACCAACACGGGAACCUUGAAAAAAGACGAUGAAGUGGUGUUGGAUGAAUUCGAUAUUCAAGAUGAGACCCCCGGAUCUCUCUUAUGGGAGACUGCAUUCGUCGGCGUGUUGUGCUCAGCUCAACUGAUGACACAGGCAGGGCUUGGCCAAUCAUUAGCGCCACUCCACAUCAUCGGUAAAAGUUUUGGAACAACAAAUCCGGGGCAACUGAGUUGGUUUGCCUCCGCAUACUCGCUCACGGUUGGUACAUUCAUUUUGAUUGCUGGAAGACUUGGCGACAUCUUUGGGCACAAAAAAUUCUUUGUUCUUGGAUUCUUUUGGUACGCACUUUGGUCUCUGCUUGCUGGGUUUAGCGUUUACUCUAACAAAAUAUUUUUCGAUUGUUGUCGUGCCUUUCAGGGCAUGGGUCCCGCCUUUUUACUACCAAAUGCUAUUGCAAUCCUUGGGCGCACCUAUAAGUCAGGAAAAAGAAAAAACAUGGUUUUUAGUUUAUUUGGGGCCUGUGCGCCAGGCGGCUUCGUCCUUGGGGCUGUUUUCUCCUCUCUGUUGGGCCAACUAGCAUGGUGGCCAUGGGCUUACUGGAUAAUGGGCAUCGCCUGCUUCUUCUUGGCAAUUGCAGGUUACUUUAUAAUCCCUCAUACUGCUAUGCCGAGCCGCCAUGCAUCGUCUUUCAAGUUACUCGAGCGAGUUGAUUUUGCAGGUUCAGUUACCGGCGUUAUUGGUUUGAUUCUCUUCAAUUUUGCUUGGAAUCAAGGUCCCGUCGUGGGUUGGCAGACCCCAUACACAUACAUUCUUCUGAUAGUUGGCACCGUGUUUCUGGCGAUUUUUGCAUUUAUCGAGUCCCGAGCAGCUUUUCCUUUGCUUCCAUUUGCGGCCCUUUCUAGUGAUACCGCUUUCGUGCUCAGCUGUAUAGCUGCAGGAUGGGCCAGUUUCGGUAUUUGGAUUUUCUACACAUGGCAAUUCAUGGAAGACUCGAGAGGGCAAACCCCUCUUCUCUCCAGUGCACAAUUUUCACCUGUGGCAGUCAGUGGAUUUUGCGCUGCUCUUACGACAGGUUACCUUUUAAGUCGCACACCUCCAAGCACAGUAAUGCUUUUUGCAAUGACCGCUUUCACGGCCGGAACCAUAUUGAUUGCUACAGCUCCCGUUCAUCAAACGUAUUGGGCCCAAACAUUUGUCUCAAUUAUUGUAAUGCCCUGGGGAAUGGAUAUGUCUUUUCCUGCCGCUACGAUAAUGUUAAGCGACUCAAUGCCCCAUGAGCAUCAAGGCCUUGCGGCCUCUUUAGUUAACACAGUUGUGAACUAUUCGAUAUCGAUAGGACUAGGUAUUGCGGGCACGAUUGAGUCUAAUGUUAACGACGGAGGCGCUAAACCUUUGAAGGGGUAUCGUUGUUCCUGGUACAUGGGCAUCGGGUUGAGCGGACUUGGCAUUUUUGUCGCAGCAAUAUAUGCAUGGAGCACUUUCAAGAAGUCCAAAAAAAGGACCUCCGAAAAGCAGCAUUUUAUAGAAUGA
This is a messenger RNA of Saccharomyces kudriavzevii IFO 1802, 1551 nucleotides long. RefSeq names its product Amf1p (gene AMF1). The record is from RefSeq and is a predicted model, not a curated record. Lineage: Eukaryota; Fungi; Ascomycota; Saccharomycetes; Saccharomycetales; Saccharomycetaceae. Gene Ontology annotation, cellular component: membrane. The transcript has a single exon. Bases 1 to 1551 code for a protein of 516 amino acids. Gene Ontology annotation, biological process: transmembrane transport. Gene Ontology annotation, molecular function: transmembrane transporter activity.